Corticium candelabrum is the source of this 1313-nucleotide messenger RNA. RefSeq lists its product as uncharacterized. The transcript has 6 exons. NCBI's taxonomy places the organism in Eukaryota, Metazoa, Porifera, Homoscleromorpha, Homosclerophorida, Plakinidae. The record is from RefSeq and is a predicted model, not a curated record. The coding region runs from base 216 to 1178 and encodes 320 amino acids.
CGAACGGUGCGGCAGAGUCCUGUACGUGUGUACAAUGUCUAUCUAUGAUUUGCUAGCGUAGACCGACACAGUGACUCAAACUAGAAGCGCGGCCUAGAGACUCAACCAAUCCACACCGUCACCACUGUGACGUCAUCUACCUACAAACGCCAGCUGCUCUGCCAGACGGUCGUCCUUCAAAUCGACAAAAGAGCCGUCAACUUUACGACACUAGAAUGAAACUUUCAGUCAGACCCGUCGCGUGCUGUUGUCUCUUGCUGAUCACGACGGCAAUUCAGACUGCAAAUGCGGCCCAACCGACAUCGACAGCAAUGUUGGCCGCAACCAUGGCAGCAGCCACGACGGCAGUAACAAACGCUCAGACGACAAACGCUCCAACCACGGCAGCGACAACAAACGCUGCGACCACGGAGGCCGCAACCAAUAACGCUUCAGCCACUUCGGCAGCUACAAACGCUUCAGUUACUGCGGCAGCCACGAAUGCUUCAGCCACAAGCGCUUCAGCAACUGCGACAGCCACAAACGCUUCAGCCACUGCGGCAGCCACAAACGCUUCAGUAACUGCGGCAGCCACAAACGCUUCAGUAACUGCAGCAGCCACAAACGCGCCAGCCACUGCGGCAGCCACAAACUCGCCAACUACUGCGGCAGCCACAAACGCGCCAGCCACUGCGGCAGCCACAACCGCUUCAGCCACUGCGGCAGCCACAACCGCUUCAGCGACUGCGGCAGCCACAACCGCAAACGCGCCAGCCACUGCGGCAGCCACAAACUCGCCAACUACUGCGGCAGCCACAAACGCUUCAACCACUGCGGUAGCCACAAACGCUUCAGCCACAAACGCGCCAGCGACUGCGGCAGCCACAAACGCACCAGCGACUGCGGCAGCCACAAACGCUUUACUAACUGCGGCAGCCACAAACGCUUCAGACACAGAGGCCACAACGGACGCUUCAGCCACGACAAACGCGGCGAAUGCGUCCACUGCAACGAACCCUCCUGCUCAACAGUCUACUGCUUCUACAUCUGCAGACGCCACAGAGUCACCAAGCACAGGCAAUGUCACGUCAAUUGUAACAGCCACACCAUCUGGCUCAAAGACGGCAUGGAGAGCGACAUCAGCGAUUGCCAUUGUGCUAAGCAUAUUUCUAGUAAUUGUAAUGUAUUCCUUGUCCUGACAGUAUAGAUGUAUUCGUGUAACAUACUUGAACAAGUCAACUAAUCAUGUUUGCUGUCUGAUAGCUACAGGUGACUGCAUUACCAUUGUAUUAUGUAUGUUGGAGUUUAUGUAUAGCCUUCAUUGUGUCGGUGAA